Vespula pensylvanica (western yellowjacket) is the source of this 1386-nucleotide messenger RNA. RefSeq lists its product as uncharacterized. Gene Ontology annotation, biological process: transcription by RNA polymerase III. Lineage: Eukaryota; Metazoa; Arthropoda; Insecta; Hymenoptera; Vespidae. The record is from RefSeq and is a predicted model, not a curated record. The transcript has 4 exons. Gene Ontology annotation, cellular component: transcription factor TFIIIC complex. Bases 1 to 1236 code for a protein of 411 amino acids.
AUGGAUUCUGAUACUGAGUUAUUCGAAGACGAAGAGGAGGUUCUUGUAUAUGUCGAAUUUGAAGGAUUUGUUAAUAACAAUAUAUUUACAAAUGGACAACUUCAAUUAGAUAUGGUUGGAAUAGAUACAGAUCAUCCCAUAAUGCAGAUUGAUGGAAGGUUUUAUGAAGGUUCCUACGAGGACGUUGUAGGAACUUACAUGUUCUUUGAAAAAGAUGACAAACCUGUUGUCGACGAUCCUAUAUUCGAUCAAACUCCAACUCUAAAAUAUUUUGGAAAGACUAGAAAGGUAUUAAAAAUGCAAAGGGUGUUUGUCAAGCAAAGGACUGAAGUUCUUGGAGACUCUGAACAUAGUAAAUGUAUUCCAAAUACAGAUACGAUUAAACAGGCUGGUGUUCCACCUAUGUAUCAAUCACAAGCUCUUUCCUUUUGGAAGGAUAUAAGAGAUAACAGAAUAGAUGCUUUAUGUGCCUAUUUGGAAAAGCAAAAAAUUCGAGAAGAAAAAAAAUCGCAAGGUAUUGCAUUAGAUUCAGAAUCUGAUGAAGACAAUCCAUUUGCUAUGUACAAAUAUAAAGAAGAGCAAAAAAGUGAGAAGAACUUGGACAACAGUAAUACCAAUUCAAUUGUGGAUGCAUUCAAAUUUUCUACAAACGAAACAGUUUCACAAGAAGAAUAUAACGAAGAAAUUAUAAAAGAUAAUCUUAAUAUAUUAGAACAAAUCCAUUCUAAACCAUCUACUUCAAAAACUAGUAAUCUUUGUACUGAUGCAAAUAAUAAGAAACGCAAACCUAUUAAAGUAGUUAGAAAGAAGAAAGAACGUAUUGUUAAAAAUAAAUCAACAAAAAAACAGAAAAAGAAAUCAACGAUUGUAGAAAAUAAAUCUAUACAAAAUGACGAUCUUAAUAUAGAAUCAACACUUUUAACAUUGGAUAAAAUUCCUGAAGAUUCUGUCAUGAACACUGAAGUGGAUAAUCUAGUCAAUAUUGUAGAAGAUACUUCAAAUAUUACAGAUAAUGUAGAAACAGAUAAAGAUACUACAACGUUACAGACAACAAGACAAGAUAAUACAAACGUUAAUACAGAUGAAACGAAAAUGGAAAUCAUUAAUGAUCUUAUAGAAGAUACUGUUGAUAAAAAGCAAAAAAAAUUAUUAAAACGGGAGGCAAAAAUGAAAGAGUUAUCAGAAAAAAUAAAAUCUGUAGCAGAAGAAUAUGUCAAAGCAAAUAUAAAUCAGUGACAAGGAAAAAUAGAUUGAAGUUUGUAUUGGAGAAGAGGAUCCACUUUCUUCUUUGUGAAACUAUGAAUCGUUCACGUUCUUCACCAAUCUAAGUCACCAGGUAGUUCAUCUGGAUAUUCUCCUGUCAAACAAGCAGUGCAGUGACCAAUA